Equus quagga is the source of this 1836-nucleotide messenger RNA. It is a transcript of the gene PGAM5, whose product is annotated as PGAM family member 5, mitochondrial serine/threonine protein phosphatase. Gene Ontology annotation, biological process: positive regulation of mitochondrial fission. The transcript is spliced from 6 exons. The record is from RefSeq and is a predicted model, not a curated record. Bases 19 to 888 code for a protein of 289 amino acids. Gene Ontology annotation, cellular component: mitochondrion. Lineage: Eukaryota; Metazoa; Chordata; Mammalia; Perissodactyla; Equidae.
CGGUGCGGGAGGGCCGGCAUGGCGUUCCGGCAGGCCUUGCAGCUGGCAGCCUGCGGCCUGGCUGGGGGCUCGGCCGCCGUGCUCUUCUCGGCCGUGGCGGUGGGCAAGCCCCGCGCGGGCGGGGACGCGGAGCCGCGCGUGGUCGAGCCUCCGGCGUGGGCCGGGCCUGCGCGCCCGAGGCCCGGUGUCUGGGACCCCAACUGGGACAGGCGAGAACCACUGUCCCUGGUCAACCUGCGGAAGAGGAACCUGGAAUCUGGAGAAGAGGAACUGGCAUCCAGGCUGGACCACUACAAAGCCAAGGCCACGCGGCACAUCUUCCUCAUCAGGCACUCCCAGUACCAUGUGGAUGCCUCCCUGGAAAAGGACCGCACUCUGACGCCCCUGGGUCGUGAACAGGCUGAACUAACUGGUCUCCGACUUGCAAGCUUGGGGUUGAAGUUUAAUAAAAUUGUCCAUUCCUCCAUGACCCGCGCAGUGGAAACCACUGACAUCAUCAGCAAACACCUGCCAGGCGUCUGCAAGGUCAGCACAGACCUGCUCAGGGAAGGUGCCCCCAUCGAGCCCGACCCGCCCGUGUCUCACUGGAAGCCAGAGGCUGUGCAGUAUUACGAAGAUGGAGCCCGGAUUGAGGCCGCCUUCCGGAACUACAUCCACCGGGCAGACGCCAAGCAGCAGGAGGACAGUUACGAGAUCUUCAUCUGCCACGCCAAUGUCAUCCGCUACAUCGUAUGCAGGGCGCUGCAGUUCCCUCCAGAAGGCUGGCUCCGCCUUUCCCUCAACAACGGCAGCAUUACUCACCUGGUGGUCCGGCCUGAUGGCCGAGUGGCACUCAGGACCCUCGGGGACACGGGGUUCAUGCCUCCUGAUAAGAUCUCCCGCUCCUGAGGGCUGCCUUGAGGCUCCGCUUUCCUCCUCAGCCCCCUGCCCGGCUCCAGUGUGGGUGCCGCCAAGAACACGGGCUCCUUCCCUCUGUCUUCCCUCCACAGGCUACUUUUCAUUUCUCCAGGACGAGGUGGCAGAAAAGUAGAAAUAUGUAAAAUGCAGCAUUUUAGCACUCCUGGCCCAGCAUGGACAAGGGAACGUUCAGAUCGGCCUGAUUUCUUGCACAGGGUUUUCUGCCUUUCUCUCAUCUACCAGGACGAGCCUGUGCAGUUUAAGGAGGCCUGUUUCAGGGACUGGACAAGGCCUCACAGAUGCCAUCACUGCGGGCACCGCAGCAGAUCCACACCAAGGGGUCUCUGGUCGUGACCACAGCUUGCCAGGUGACCCCCCCUCGACACUCCAUCAGCAAAGCCCAACAGGCACGAGGGACUCGGAGCAGGUGCCAGCGCUUCUCUUUCGCUUCAUGCAUUCUCUUCACUUCUUAAAACCCUUUUGUCAAAUAUUUAUCAAAGAUUUUCCUCAUCUGGGUUCUUGCUUUGAAAACCAAUCUCUCCCUCUAACGCCACACACCUGACACUGCUGGACGUGAGCUCCCUGUGCCUUAGGCUUUUCAGGCACGCAGAAGCACCUUGGCAGGUGACGGAGGUGACAUGCCGGCUGGCCUCAUGGGACAGAGGCUGGGUGGUGAUGGCCCAGGAGAGGGUCCUGUUUCCAUAAAAGAUCCGACCAUUCAAUCUUUGUUUUCCUCUGGCUGUUAAUCUUUUAUGCUUAUGGAUCAAACUGUUUAGACAUAAUAUGUAAAUCUCAAAUGUUCUGUUAAUUUAGGAAAAACUACAAUUUCUAUAAAGUGGUUAUGAGCAUUUUCUGUAAUCACUGCAACUAAUUGGGAUAUUUGAUCCAUUUCUGUGUCAACUUUGGAAAUAAAUAAAAAAUAAAUUUUAUUUUACUGUU